AUGAAGGUCUUAUCUGCCACGCUUGCUCUAUGCGCAGCCUGUGCCUACUGCGCGCCUCAAGAAUCAGGUGAUGAUUCCGGUUGCAUGACGCUCUUGCAGGUGACCCAUGAGCGGAUAAGAUCAAAUUCCACCGACAAACCAGAGAAAGAAACGCUGGCAAGGCCUCUGAUAAAAAAUGGUGUCAGGCGACAUCGAGUUGAGCAUGUACCGAUGCUCUCAGAACAGCCAUUCUGGUGGAUGAUGGCUGGCCUAAUCAUUCUAGUGACCGUUGUGGUGAUCAGGAUGGAGGUCCAAGACCGUCCGUCACAGAUCGAAGUAAACACAGCAGAGAUUGCCGUGGAAAGUCGUGCCGUUGAUGAGAAGAGCGCACAAUCUCCCACUUCCACUGUUGCACGUGCUGAGGCAGAUGCGGCAGAGAUGGAAAUGUUCUACUCACCUGCGAACUUGCAAAAGCUCUGCUUCUGCUUCCUAGCUUUGAACACCUGCAUGAUCCUUUGGGGGAUUGCGCAGGAGUUCAUCAUGACCAAUGUAUACGUUGGAAGGAAUGGUGAGAAUCUGCAGAUCCCAAGCUCUUUGUUCUUGGUGCUGUGCAAUCGAGCAUCGGCAGCAGUGUUCUCAGCGCUCAUCCUUACAAUCAGACAGAAGAGGCUCUUCUUCGAUGGCUGCAUCGACUCGCUCCCUCCCGCAGUGAGCAACAGCCUGGCUUCCUGGUGUCAAUACUCCAGCCUUUCCUACAUCUCGUUUGGAUUGCAAACGACAGCGAAAAGCACUAAGAUUCUUCCGGUAGUCAUUAUUAGCUCUCUGCGAGGGAAGCUUCAUUCCUUGACAGACUACGCCGAGUGCAUCGUGCUGACUGCCUCCUGCUUCGUCUUCGGCCACGAGAGCGAGACGGCCUUUGACAGCAGCACCACGACCACAGGACUCAUACUGCUGGCCAUCUACAUCUUAUGUGACUCGCUGACUCCUCAUCUUCAAGACGUGCUCUUCAUUAAGCACCGGGACAUAGAUGUCGUCCAGGCGACUUUGGCAAUGUCUUGCUUCGCGCUGGGGCUGAUCUGUGCGCAGCUUUUGCUCAGUGGCAGCAUGUUUGCGUCAUUGAGCUUCAUUUGGAACUGUCCAGAGGCGCUGAUGCACAUGCUGGUGCUUUCGCUGGCAUCAACUGUGACGCAGUAUAUGAUAUCCUACACGAUCAAGCAUUUUGGUCCUGUGGUCUACACGCUCAUUGCCUCCACGCGGCAAGUGCUCUCCGUGCUGGUUUCGUGUAUGCUCUUCCAGCACGACAUGUCAGGUCUUAGUCUUGUGGCGAUGCUCAUCAUCUUCUGCACUUUGAUAGUCCGAGCGGUGCGGCCGCUGGCCAAAGACCAUCAGGAGCUGGUGUCCGUGGAGCCAGAUGCCUUUCAGCGCAUACCAAUGUUGAAUUUCUCAGCUAGGCUGUCUCGAUUCUCGCCACUCUUUGUUUGCACGAUGUCCAUACACGUGGUGUACCUGGUAUAUUCGUUGCUGCAGGAGUUCCUGUCCAGCCACACCUUUGAAAGUGACCUGUUCAACUUCCCGUUGACUCUGGUCGCUCUUAGUCACUCGGCCGGUGCCCUGCUGUCACUGGCUGCACUCUUCGGUGGUGGACACCAAAUCACUGUGCCAGGCAUGGUUGGCACGCUCCUCCCGGCUACUACAGACUUGGUGGCUACGUCCCUCCAGCAUGCGGCACUGUAUCUAAUGUUCUUCCCAGCGCAAUCUCUGAUGAAAACCCUCAAAGUUCUUCCGGUCAUGCUUGUGGGGAGCUGUUUGCAGAACCGCGUGUACAGCCGCCUGGAUUAUGCUGAAGGCUUUCUUCUGACGUGUUUUGUGGCUUUCUUCGUGUGGGACUUUCAGAUCAAUGAAGCCGAAGAGAGGGAAAAGAAGAUGUCACUUGCUGGAAUUCUGAUGAUGUUUGGCUACCUGAGCGUUGACUCCUUCACGAGCAACUUCCAGGAUCAUCUCUACCAGACAACUGGGCUCGAGCCAGGGCACAUGCUGCUGGGAAUGGAGUCUAUAUCAGCUGCCAUGGCAUGGACACUUACGAUCGUCGCUGGUGAACUCGUGCCAGCUUUCCAGUUCAUAUGCCAGCAUCCAGAGGUGCUCUUUUUCUUGGCGAUCUUUGCCAUGUCAGCGGCCGUGGGAGCGUUCAGCUGCGUGCUGACGGUUCGAUUGUUCGGACCGGCAGUGUUCACUCUCAUUAUGACAUCUCGCGCCAUCAUGAGCCUCUUGCUCUCCGUUAUUUGCUUCCAGCACCAAGUGGCCUGGGAAGAGUGCCUAUGCCUCAUCGUGGUGUCGCUGGUCAUGCUGAUUUCCUCAACUCGUCGGGUAUCAGCACAGCUUCGCCAGCUGGACUUACCUAAAGCUGGGGACCGCCUGACUGAAGGCAGCUAG
This is a messenger RNA of Symbiodinium pilosum, 2409 nucleotides long. Lineage: Eukaryota; Dinophyceae; Suessiales; Symbiodiniaceae. The record is from the annotation of a GenBank genome assembly.